Molecule: messenger RNA, 567 nt
Organism: Penaeus monodon (black tiger shrimp)
Lineage: Eukaryota; Metazoa; Arthropoda; Malacostraca; Decapoda; Penaeidae
Product: U-scoloptoxin(01)-Cw1a-like
Exons: 2
Coding region: 75-479 (134 amino acids)
Cellular component (GO): extracellular region
Molecular function (GO): chitin binding
Source: RefSeq, a predicted model, not a curated record
AACGAAAGCGGGGUAUAUAUCGGGGCAGUUUCAAGCAUCAAACACACAUCCUCUUCCUAGGACUUGCUGACAACAUGAAGGUUCUUGCUCUUGUCGCUGUGUUGGUGGGCGUGGCCGCCGCCCUUCCCGGCCUCCGUCUGCGUCGCGACUCGUCUCCUCUGCGCUUCGAGCUGCCCUCCAACGCCUCGCUGGUUCUGGGUGGAAUCAACACCGGCUUCGACUGCGCCGAACUCCCCUACGGUUACUACGCCGACUCCAGCAACGACUGCGCCCUGUUCCACGUGUGUCUGCCCUACAUCGACAACAACGUGUACAUCACCCGCCACUUCUCGUUCAUGUGCGGCGAGGGCACCAUGUUCGACCAGGAACGUCUCGUGUGUGACUACCCCGAGUUUGCCCUUCCCUGCUCCGAGGCUGUUAACUUCAUCAGGUCCAACGAGUACUUCGGCCGCUCCGACGUCAACUUCCUGGAGAAGUAAAGCCUCGGAUGAGGACGCAACAGUCGCUCUUCGAGUUUUCCUGCAAGACAUCAAAUAUUUCCAAUGUAUACAUCAAUGCCUUUCUGUU